This is a messenger RNA of Cladocopium goreaui, 846 nucleotides long. Lineage: Eukaryota; Dinophyceae; Suessiales; Symbiodiniaceae. The record is from the annotation of a GenBank genome assembly.
AUGGUGAAGGAAAAGGAGAAUGGGAAAACAAAGGAUGCUUUGUUUUGGAAGAUUCGACGUCAGUGCGUGCUGAAGAAGGACACAUGUUCCAAAGCUGCUUUGGAUUUGUGGAAGACACCCGAGGGACGUGGCAAGCUGAGAAGCCUGAUGUUGGCCAACAACAUGGACUUUGCAAAUGUGGAGCUGGAGUUGAAGCGCACCUCCAAGACCAGAUUUGGCCGGCGCAAGGAAGGUAGGUGGGUAACAAAGCACUACCUCGUGAACACCAUGGGUUGGACACGGAAAAUGGCUGAUAACGGGUUUGAAUAUGCCUCACGUCACAACUUGUUGCGAACCAGUCAAAUUCACGGUGAACAAGAAGCGAAGCUUCUGUUGGACGAAGCCUUCUCGUUCGAUGAAACGCAUGAGCAAAGUACAGAACAGUCUCAGAGGAUGGAAAUUGAAGAUGCCGAUGGUGGCUUCUUGGCUGACGAGCUGCCCCAGGGUUCAGGCCUCCAGGUGCUUGGGCAUUUUGAUGAAGAUGCUGAAGGCAACACGCCUGGCGAUCAGGCUGCUGCCAACUCAGGCUCUUUCAAGCUGUGCUUCCCUAGCAUCCAGGAAAAUGCUAGCGCUGUCAGUGUGCUGCCACAGCAUGCCAAGCAAAUCCAAAUCCAGGUCAACUACAUGCAGGACAUCUACCAAAAGCUGGAGGAUUUGCAAGCGGAAUGUGCUGUGACUCGCUCAGCUAGGCCAGAGACCCAGCAGGCAAUUCUCAAGCUAUGUGCCCAAUGCACCAAGACGGAUGACCUUGAAGGCAGCUUCUUCGAGUUCUGGCAAGCCGAACAAGCCCAAGCCUGCGACCGCUGA